Staurois parvus is the source of this 387-nucleotide messenger RNA. The record is from the annotation of a GenBank genome assembly. Lineage: Eukaryota; Metazoa; Chordata; Amphibia; Anura; Ranidae.
CUAAUGGACUGCAGACACAGUACAGGAGAUGACCAGAGACUGCGGACAGCACAGGGGUGACCAGAGACUGCGGACAGCACAGGGAUGACUGCUGACCUUUGGGGAGGGGGGGGAGCGGGUACCUGAAUUUGACAGGUACCCGCUCUUACUUCCGCAGAGUUUUUGUUUGAUCUUACCUGUUCCUCGAUCCAGCCGCGCGCUGUCUUCCCGGCUUCUGUAAUGGCGCUCGGCAUGACAGCCGGGUGCCCAGUGCGCAUGAGUGAGAAGCACUUGCGCUUUGCGAUUGGUCCAGCGGCUUCUGGGAUCUGUCAAGUGUCCCAGGUACCGCCUUACCAUUCACAAAAAGCACCGCUUCUUGCGCAUGCGCACUUGGCACCCGGCUGUCAU